UUCAUGAAUAUGGACAUUAUCCUUUUGUCUUUCCAGACGCAGAACCCUGUGUGGUCUACAAAACAAGAAGUUCCAGACACACAGACCCUUCUUCAAAUUUUCAUUCCCUUGUCGUUUAUCAUUACCCUAAUUAUGGUACUCAUUCUCGUUUUCGCGCGAAGAUCACACACGUGUCCCAAAAGAAAGAGGAGAGACGUCAUCAUCCGAAAUAAUGAGGACAUACAGUUGUUAGAUAGAAUGAACUUUGUGAACAAAAAUCCGACAUAUUUCAUGACUUCACAAGAGAAAGCAGAAGACAAAAAGAUGUCAAUAACAGAGAUCCCAUUCGAAAAAGUGAAGAUUUUAGAGACGGUAGGAGAAGGGGCCUUUGGUCAUGUUUAUAAGGGUUUAUAUUACACCUCAGAUCCCCCUAGUGCAAAUGAUGUGGCAGUAAAAAUUUUGAAAGAAGGAAUGUCAAACGAAGUCAAAGAAGACUUUGAAAGAGAAGUUGAAAUCAUGAGCAACUUUCAUCACGAUAAUAUUUUGAGUCUUCUCGGAAUUAUUACAAAGGAUGUUGGCGAUUCACCGCACAUGAUAUUCGAAUACAUGAUUCAUGGGGAUCUUGCUGAACUUCUUCGCAGAAAUGAUCCGGUGAUGCGAAAGAACGAACAUGAUUUCAAACUUCAAAAAACUGACCUCAUUGAUGUAGCAUUGCAAAUAGCCAAUGGAAUGAAGUAUCUUACGUCACAGCAUUUUGUGCACAGAGAUUUAGCCACCAGGAAUUGUCUAGUUGGAAACGGUCUUACUGUCAAAAUAUCCGAUUUUGGAAUGGCAAGAGAUGUGUAUACUCACGAUUAUUACAAGAUCGGAGGUUCAAGAAUGCUUCCAGUCCGGUGGAUGUCUCCAGAGAGUGUAAAGUACGGCUGCUUCACCAACGAGUCGGAUAUCUGGGCUUACGGUGUUGUUCUCUGGGAGAUUUAUAGUUAUGGUCGACAGCCUUACUAUGGACACUCAAACGAAGAGGUUGUUCGAUUCCUGGACGAAGGUAUACUUUUGCAACGACCAGAAGAAUGCCCGUAUAUCCUCUACCACAUCAUGUUAAGUUGCUGGAAGACUGAUCCAAAAGACAGGCAUUCUUUCUUCAGAAUACACAAGCAUCUGACAGACUUCAACAAGGAAAUAUUGAAAAGUUCCAACUGUAGCAUAGAUUUAUCAGCGACAGAAAAUGUCUGUUAA
Ostrea edulis (European flat oyster) is the source of this 1215-nucleotide messenger RNA. RefSeq names its product tyrosine-protein kinase transmembrane receptor Ror-like. NCBI's taxonomy places the organism in Eukaryota, Metazoa, Mollusca, Bivalvia, Ostreida, Ostreidae. Gene Ontology annotation, molecular function: neurotrophin receptor activity; neurotrophin binding; transmembrane receptor protein tyrosine kinase activity. The annotation marks the transcript as partial. Gene Ontology annotation, cellular component: signaling receptor complex; axon. The transcript is spliced from 6 exons. The record is from RefSeq and is a predicted model, not a curated record. Gene Ontology annotation, biological process: protein phosphorylation; cellular response to nerve growth factor stimulus; positive regulation of kinase activity.